This is a messenger RNA of Purpureocillium takamizusanense, 3912 nucleotides long. RefSeq lists its product as uncharacterized. The coding region runs from base 894 to 3728 and encodes 944 amino acids. The transcript has 6 exons. Gene Ontology annotation, biological process: nucleoside metabolic process. The record is from RefSeq and is a predicted model, not a curated record. Gene Ontology annotation, molecular function: catalytic activity. Lineage: Eukaryota; Fungi; Ascomycota; Sordariomycetes; Hypocreales; Ophiocordycipitaceae.
UGUACCUGCACCAUUGAGACGCGAACGUCUUUCUCUCGAUUCCACCCUCCUGUGGCUAGGGGCGCCGUUCUUGGAGUUAUGAAACCCUAUUUGAAAGACAACGUACUGCGAUUCUAGCUGCCUCCGAGAAUGAGUUGAUUACUUCGUCCAUUGCUAGUCGAAACAACACGGGCUCUCGUGGCCGCGGAAGCGCCCGACGAUGGGCAUUGAGCACACAACUUACAUAGCAGGAGACACCGUGUAGCUGCUUGGUUACCUGGUGAAUACGAUGUCAAUGAGCGAGCUGCUUUGGUGGAGGAGUAUGUAUUAUCAGGAAACCAUGUACUUCGGAUGAACUGCACUCACGGCAAUCGGUUACCUGGUAUUCAACGCAUCAGCCAAUACAUCGCCUUUAUAGGUAGUAGGUACCUCGUACGGUAGUUAUUCACUAGAUGUUAGGCAGCUCGUGAAAACUCGAUACUGCUACCGAGGAUUUCCCCUACUAAGGCAACUACUACUAAGGUACUUCGGCUGUCUAAGGUAUGAGCAUGAAAUAGGACUAAAUUGUAGGAUGGCGAUGGCGAAACCUCCCUUGUGGCUGCAACUAUUUAGGCGUCUCGCCUCUCAGUACUUGUGUAAAUCUUCUGCCACUCUGCGUCAGGCAAGCAUAUCUGAUCCCAGAACAACGCGCGGUACAGGCAGGCGGCUGCGAGUCAGCCCCAUGCCACAUGGCAGCACGAAGGAUGUCGUCCUCUCUGCCAGGGGUGCCAGCCGCCCAUGGUUGAUGAGCGGGGUUACCGACCGCAACAUGCUGACCCCCUUUGGGGGCCGAAGAGUGCAGGACCCUUCCGUCUCGACCUUCACCUUGCAGGGUGGCCCCUUAUUGACCAUUUGACAAUGUCCAAGCGUCGAAGAUGAUGGACAGGUCGCCUGCGACACUCGCCCGCCACCUGGGCAAACGUAAGCGCGGGCCGUCUUCAGACGACGACGAACAAGUUGCGACUCAACGACAUCGGACUUCACCCUAUCGGCGUCCCGCUUGUCGCCAAGAAUUUGAGAUUGCCGUCAUAUGCGCCUUGCCUCUCGAAUACGAUGCCGUCUGCCUUCUGUUUGACGAGUUCUGGGACGGCGACCGCGAGUCAUACGGGAGAGCAAGCGGAGACCGCAACUCGUACACGACCGGUCGCAUCAGGAAGCACAAUGUAGUCCUGGUCCUUCUCUACCGAAUGGGCAAGGCGACGGCAGCCGGCGCGGCGGCAAGCAUGCAGUCCAGCUACACCGGCCUCCGUGUGGCAUUUCUCGUGGGCAUUUGCGGCGGCGUUCCUUGUCCGAGGGACAGGGAGGAGAUUGUUCUGGGUGACGUGGUCAUCAGCAAAACAGUCAUUCAGUACGAUUUUGGGCGGCAGUAUCCAGGCCACUUUGCCCGUAAGGAGGCGGCUGGCGAUAUCCUCGGUGGGCAAAGUAAAGACAUUCGCAACAUGUUGGCGUUGCUCGAAACCCGUCGUGGCAGGAGUCGGCUUCAAAGCACGACCGCCAAAUACCUGAAAGAGCUCCAAACCAACGCGAGCAUACAAGAAGUCGGACACACGUAUGCAUACCCUGGAGUGGCCGAGGACAAACUCUACAACGCCACUUACCGACACAAACACCGGAGCCCCUCGCGAUGCGGAUGCUUCCUCGAAAAUCACGAACAGCUCGGGUUGGUUUGCGCCGAGGCGAUAACAUCAUCAUGCGAAGAGUUGGGUUGCGACGCUUCCUAUCUGGUUACCAGAGGACGGCUUUGCGCAAGCACAUCCCAAGAACGUGACAGCGCAUACUCGUCAAGAGAUCCGGCUAUACACGUCGGGCCUGUCGCGUCUGGCGACGCAGUCAUGAAAUCCGGCGAGGACCGUGAUAGAAUCGCUGCCAACGAUGGCGUUAUCGCAUUCGAGAUGGAGGGCGCGGGUGCAUGGGAGGAGGUGCCCAGCGUUGUCAUCAAAGGUGUAUGCGACUACGCUGAUUGCCAUAAGCACAAGAGGUGGCAAAGGUUUGCAGCAGCGACGGCAGCCUCAGCUAUGAAGGGCCUUUUAAAUCUCUGGGUAUACCGAGAUGAUGCGCCGAGGUCAGGACGACUUGCUGAUUCUUGGCCCAAUGCGACACCAGGCGAUGCUGAAGCCCGAGUAAGGGUACGCGACCACCACGUCAUUGUCACCCUCGAGAGAGCCAGUCAGAUCACACAUGUCAUACCAUGGACGAGUCACGGGCCCAGAGAUCAGCCAUCGUUUCAUCGUGUAACAGUCAUCGACGCGCGCGGAAUGCCACUGCCGUUCUACUUGGAAACGGUAACAUCGAAACAAUUAUUCACCCACAUUCUUAAGGAAAGGUUUGGGGAUCUAGGGACUGGAAAGAUUGAUCGGAAUGAGUGGAUGCUCGAAGACAGGGAUACGGGACAAAUCCUCGAUCUCUCAGCACCAUGGCUCUCGCUUUUCAAGCCCAAUCAGGUGCUUUUUAUGACCAUGAUAUUUCGACGACGUAAAACGCCGUCGACACGAUGCCCUUCAUGUUCUUUCAGCAACUAUGGGACUACAGACACAGAAACGCAGUGCAAACGAUGCGGUUUAUUCUACCAGAGGGUCCAGGAAGUACAAAAGUACGAAGUUUUCGACAGGGAGCGCUCCACUAGUCCACCACCUGUCCCGACAAACAUACCCCCUGAGGCGACUGGGCCGCAGAAACCACAGCAUUACACUGCGGAAGACGACAUCAGCCAGUACAGGCGCGUGUCAGUCAUUGACACAACUUUCCAGAUUGAUAAAGCCAGCUGCCAGAACGGAACAGCUAGCCCGCGGAUGUUGCUGACAGCGAAGGACCUGCAUGAGGUCGAGGCCCUCGCACGGCGCCUCGCGCUUGUAUCAGGCCUGUCCGUGUCAGACUGCUCAGCACUGCUUCAAGAUUAUGAGCUCACCCUCUCCUCCAUACGGGAUGAAUUCGAGGCGGUGCAUCAAGCGUCGCUCGCGCCAGAAUCUCGCGAGGAUUAUGAUGAGCACCGUAGACCAUCAUCGGCUGAAAGGAUGGUCAUUCCACCGAAUACGGCCCUUGGUGAGGGCCCUAGGUUCGACUUUCCCAAGCUCUCCCAGACGCUAGAAGGGUCCAACGCCCAAUUCAGAUCCUUACUAGAGAUGACCGACCGAAGCAACCGCAUGACGCCGCCCAUGCGCGACAGCCUCCCGCCAACGCUGCGCCGUCGCGACGUCACCGGCGACGCCCCUCUGUCUGGAACGGCCCCGUGGAGCUCGUUCCGACCGCCUCUGCCAAUCUACCUAUCCUCCGCUGCCUACAUCAACUCGUUCGCUAGCGAGAGCCCCAGCCCAUGGUCCGGACUCAUGAACGCCGUGCUCGAGAGAGACGUCCCCCCGCCGCCACUACCCCCGCCGCGGGUGAUGCCCUUUACCCGCCUCACAACAACAAACACGCACACCGGCCAGCCCGAGCAGGGCACACGUCGCGGAAGGCCCCCGAAUAGUCGUGGUGAUGGGGGCUACCACCCGGCACCUGAGUCAAGCGCGUCAAACGCCACGGGUCAAGGACGGCUCUUCGCAAGCUCGACGGCCAACGAGCCGCUCGGGAGCGAUGCAGAGCACGGAGCGGAAAGGCCCCUUUUUUUGCGGCAUGGGCCUUUAUUCUCCAGCGCCGCGGACUUCCACGCGGGAAGUACCCUGCAGAGGCUUGACCCGUCGCGUGCGGCGCGCGGCCGCCGCUCGGAUAUUUGAACAGUGCCGCUACGGAGGCAGGUUGGCGAUAUGUGCCACGCGAGACGGCCACGAGGCGCUCAUUAGCCCAGACACUCGAAGUAGACAGUCACUAGCUAGGAUUAUCAAUGGACGACUGUACUCUCGCGCGCUCAGCUAAGAUCCCCGAGGUUAGGCGAGCCGGCAAGCUGGCAUUGAAGACGGC